UUGAAUCGCAGCUCGUAAACGCGCCAUGGUGGACGCUGUGGGGCCGCCGCUGUGCAACGCCAGCGUGAGUCCAGUUCUAAGGCCGGAGGCACGGAUCUCGGGCAACGGUGAGCUGCAGUUCUUGGGCUGGAAUGUGCCGCCGGAUCAGAUACAGUAUAUACCGGAGCAUUGGCUCACCCAGCUAGAGCCGCCGGCCUCAAUGCACUACAUGCUCGGCAUCUUCUAUAUAUUUCUGUUUUGCGCCUCGACCGUGGGCAACGGCAUGGUCAUCUGGAUCUUUUCGACAUCGAAGUCGUUGCGGACGCCCUCCAACAUGUUUGUGCUGAAUCUGGCCGUGCUUGACCUCAUAAUGUGCCUGAAAGCGCCCAUCUUCAUCUACAACAGUUUCCAUCGAGGCUUCGCCCUGGGCAACACUGCCUGCCAGAUCUUUGCGGCCAUCGGCUCGUACUCGGGCAUUGGCGCCGGAAUGACCAAUGCGGCUAUUGGCUAUGAUCGCUUCAAUGUCAUCACGAAGCCCAUGAAUCGCAACAUGACGUUCACCAAGGCGAUUGUCAUGAACAUAAUCAUCUGGCUCUAUUGCACUCCGUGGGUUGUUAUGCCGCUCACCCAGUUCUGGGAUCGAUUCGUGCCGGAGGGCUAUCUGACGUCCUGUUCCUUCGAUUACCUAACGGAUAACUUUGAUACGCGCCUUUUUGUGGUCACCAUUUUCUUCUUCAGCUUCGUGUGCCCCUCUCUGAUGAUAAUCUACUACUACAGCCAGAUAGUUGCGCAUGUGAUCAGCCAUGAGAAAGCGUUGCGCGACCAGGCCAAGAAGAUGAACGUUGAGUCGCUGCGCUCCAACGUGGACAAGAGCAAGGAUACGGCUGAGAUACGGAUUGCAAAGGCAGCCAUUACCAUAUGCUUCCUAUUCUUCGUGUCCUGGACGCCGUACGGCGUGAUGUCCCUAAUCGGUGCGUUCGGGGACAAAAGCUUGCUAACACCUGGGGCCACUAUGAUACCGGCCUGCACCUGCAAACUGGUGGCCUGCAUAGACCCAUUCGUCUAUGCCAUCAGCCACCCGAGGUACCGCAUGGAGCUACAGAAGCGUUGCCCCUGGCUGGCCAUCAAUGAGAAGGCGCCCGAGGCCAGCUCGGCGGCGUCAACAACAACCCAGGAGCAACAGCAAACAACUGCAGCUUAAGCUGAGCUACGAUGAUGACAACAAGGACUCUCGAAAGCGGACUACGCUGACUACGACACAAACGACCCGGAAAUCGAUCUUCGCGUGAUAUUUGAAAACAGGAAAAGCUAACCGAAUGCGUAAUAUCUCUGUAAUGGUUUUACUAUAACAAACCAAUUAUUUGUAGUGCGCUCUAUAAGAAAUUCUGAAUGUAUAAUCUAAAUGCAAAGUUCUAAAAAGAAUAAAACAAAAACAAAAAAAAACAAGUAA
Molecule: messenger RNA, 1429 nt
Organism: Drosophila mojavensis
Lineage: Eukaryota; Metazoa; Arthropoda; Insecta; Diptera; Drosophilidae
Product: opsin Rh4
Exons: 1
Coding region: 26-1180 (384 amino acids)
Biological process (GO): visual perception; G protein-coupled receptor signaling pathway
Cellular component (GO): membrane
Molecular function (GO): G protein-coupled receptor activity
Source: RefSeq, a predicted model, not a curated record